UUGAAUUCUACAGCUGUGAACAAAUGGCCUGCUGGGACAUACGGGAUACCACGUGCCCAAUCUGGCUGUCCAUCGUCCUUUGGAUUCACUUGGCGCACUGGAUGGCGUUACCAAGAUACAUCAGACUUUUUCCCAAGUAAUAAACACUCCAACAACUUCCAUUUAGAUGCCAGUGUGGACAAAAAUAAUCUGAAACGAGCCUUUUGUAUGAAAACGGACAAAGCUAAAGACGAGUCAAGACCACGUUGGCCCAAAGGUAUAAGCUUACUCAAGCAAAGAAUAGCUGAGUAGAAUACGCUAACUUUGUUACUUUUCUCGUCACAUGUGCAAAUGGUUUAAUAUUUUUGUCUUCUCGGAUAAGUACGGAAAACCGCAGGCUCCGUCUCACAACACUUCACCGGGUCUGACCUUUGUGGGACGCUAAAAAACCCACAACCACAAAGGUGAUGUUCGAAAAGAGUACGGGACGUAGUCCUUGGUCAGGUUGGUUUCAACUGGGACGCAAGUCUUGUUCCAUCCCCAGUUACCGCGUUGACUUACCAGGGCGACUUUUUCAAUGAAUUCAAUAAGGUGGUCGUUGUGCUUGUCGAGGUUCGACUAUAAAGAACUCUUGCGGGAGUCGAAAUCGUGUUAAUCUCCCAAAGUUGUCAGCAACUUUAUUCUUCUCCGAUAUUCUUGUCCCAUCUGUGAUCAUUUUUAAAAUUCUGAUCAUUAGAUCGUGAAGGCUAGAAGAUCAAAAGGAAUGAACACCCCAGAUGACUUCCUCGCUCUCCUGCUUUUACAAGACACACUUACCAAUUUAUGUUUUCUCUUCUCUUAUCUAAUUUAAAGGCAAAUACUGCAUUUACAAGAAGGGCUCUUGCCCUACUGGAUUCCAAAACGGCUACAUUACUUGGGAUGACGAAGACUGGUUUAACAAGAACAACAAAGGAGGUAUUCUUCCCGACGGUGUGUAUGGCAGUAACACAAAAAUUUACUACUGCUGCAGAACAGACGGAAAUAAAGUGGAGCCCAUUGAGCUUCCGACCAUCAAACCUUUUUUUCUAGUGGCUUAUGGUUCUGCCUCUUGCCAGCAAGUAAUGUGGGCUCAAGCUAGUUCGGAAUGGAUUCGUUUUGACACUGAAGAGGAUGACGACGGUUACGGAGGGGUGUAUCCUUACGGGGCAGGGAUGAAUGACCACACCAUUCACUACUGUUACUAUUCAAGUGAGUAGAUAUUUCAACUGCUGGAAGUUGCAAUAAGCUUACCUACCGCAUACCAAAAAUGCAAGUAAUAUUUUUAACAGGGUUGCUGGGUAAAUUUUCAUCAGUGGCGCAAAAGAAAGCACGGAAGACCUGGUCUCUCUAUCUGCCGUUUUUGAAUGCGUGUUCAAAUUAUUAUUAUUAUCAUUGUUAUUAUUAUUGUUAUUAUUAUUAUUAUCAUUAUUUGCUCUGAAUUUCUCCAAGCCUGAUCAGUUAUAUCCGAAACGCACCAAUGACAUUUAAGAGUCUUCACAGCCAAUAAAAACACGGCUUAAGUGACAGACGGCCAAUAACAUCACCACUUAAUUGACCAAUCGGGUCAAUAAGCAGAGUUUAAUACCAUCAAUGACGUGAUAUAACUCACUUUGACUCUGAAAACGACUACCGCAUAGAUUGUCGAAACGUCAGUCACUGUCAACAACAGUCCUAUUCAGGACUACGUUCACCCGGACGAUCAUACUCCACCUUACUUAUGAAAUGACUCCGGGGCUCUUUUAUAUCAAACAAAGUACAGCCUCAAAGCCGGCUUAAAAAGUAAUUGUAGGCCGUAACCUUUUUUUCUCUAACUACUGCAUUGUAUUUAGACCACAAGUUAUCUCACAUUUUCCUUAGAUAGCAACAAGCAAAAUUACAAUCGAGCGCUUGUGUAUUUCGCUCGAUCUACGUUUUACCCCUGAGACACAGCGUGUCCUCUUUUAGUUUACCGCCGAAAACCAGAGGGCAUAGUUUAUUUGCGUCUAAAGCAAUAUUCAACAGUUUCCUUGUUGUUGAUGAUGGUUUUGUUCUUUUAUUUUGUCAGGUUGUAACUAUACAUUGACUUCAUCUAGUGGCUCGUUCCAGUCUCCCAAUUAUCCAAAUUCUUAUCCGGCAGGCCAGUACUGUUCCUGGAGGAUAAACGUUCCCGAGGGUCUUCAGGUAAAUAAAACGCUUAUUACUCUGUUACUUUGUAUUUGUUUGAGACCCUUUGGUAAAAGUACAGUUAAUUCGCCACUGUUGAAGCGAGAAGGGAACUUUUUUUAGAUCGGUUUCAGUUUCGGUUUUUUGCGUCCUUUGCAGUUUUCGGUUUUCAGCCAUUAUCAAACAGCGGCUGCGCAGUUUAAAUCAGAAAUAGAAUUCUAGAAGUAGGGGAAUAAUUUGAUGGUGUAAAUUUCUCAACAGCUCCAAGAUGGCCAUUUUAUGUUAUGAUUAAAGACUCAAGGGAUCUGCUAAGGGAUGACUACAGAUUCCACAGUCAUCAACGCUUCGUGUCUCUGAGAUGGUCUGUUUUAGUUUCAGAGCGUGAAAAAGGUUUAUUUAGCCCCUGUUUUAUUUGCACAAGUAUGAGUAGGAGAAAAUCCUGAGAAUGAGGUUGGCAGUUGGCGUGACACGAAUAGGGAGUUUAAGCGGCAACGUUCUUGAGCGCCGAAGGAAGUGAGCCUUUUUCUCUUUUAAAAUACCUUGAAGCUACCAACUUUGUAUUGCUAAGUUUCUUUGCUCUUAUAGAGACGAUUUGCCAAAAAAAUUUGUUCAAAAUCACGUCUCAAGAGUGUAACAAGUCCACUUUCCGUUUACGUGCGUCGCUCGCGAGAAAACCCCGUCGCUGCUUAAACCCUCUAAUAUUCAGAACGAUCUUUGUGUUCUAUGAAUUUAUGUAUUCUAGGUGGUCUUGAGGUUUCCUGAAUUCACACUCCAGAAAGGAAUUAACACGGACAACGUCCAAUUGUUCGACGGACAAAAUGAGACUUCACCCUCUCUGGGUGUGUACUCAGGUGACAAGCUACCUGCACCUUUUGGAGUACGAUCAUCAUCUAACGAGAUGUUCGUCAUUUUUAAGACUGAUAACAAGAUUAAUUUUCCUGGAUUCAAGGCCUCAUAUUUCGCACAGAGGCCCACACGUAAGUAUAAAAAUAUAACAACAUUUACAAAUUUCAAAAUGUGGAAUAUGAAUUUUAGGUGAAGAUGGAAUUCGUAUAGAAAGUCGAAAUGCAUCAACUCAGUGUCUUUGUUUGUAAGAGGAAAAAAAUACCCAAGCUUGGAGCCGCAACUCCAUCGCUUGCGAGUUAGUUGUAACUUAGAAAGAAUCGUCAAGAAAUAAAAACAAACCAACCAAACAGUAGAUAUUUGCAGAAGGUGACACUUGACAGUUUCAAAAAAUGAUAAACCUGUGACGCCCUUAGUGUACAACAGACGUGGUUAAUGGAUAAAAAUCGAUAUCAUCGAUUUUAAUCGAUUUAAUCCGCCGAUUAAUAUUGAUUGUUAUCGGAAAUCGAUAGAAAUCGAAGUCAAAUAAAAAAUAAUUUAUCGAUUAUUACCGAUUAAUAAAAUCGAUAACAAUCGAUAGGAUCGAUAGUAAUCGAUAACAAUCAACAAAAGAUCAUUAUCGAUUUCUAUCGGAAAUUCAUCGAUAUUAAUCAAAGUCACAACUUUUUUUUUCUUUAUGGAUUUCUGUCGAUCGAUAUUGGAAUGGAUAUUCAUCGAUAAUUGAUAUUAAUUACUAUCGAUGAUCGGUUUAUCGAAUAACUACGUCUGGUGUGCACAAAACCUCCCUCUGUAAUAUGCAAGAGUGGAAGCAACCUUGCAUAAUUGAACUCUCGUCGAAUCGAUUUUUUCUCGACUUCUCUGUUUAGAACCUCCAUCAACUGUAACAACCGCCUCGAAUGUUUCCAUGACGACCUCUUCAACAACCGUGUCCACCAGUACUACGAGAAAACGUUUGUCAACAAAGCCAACCUUUAAAACUACUGUUAGCAGCAGAAGCACUCAGACAUCAGCACCAACCGCCACAAAGACAACCCACUCCCAGACUUCUACACAGAUACCUUCUUCACGAACAACUGCCCAGACAACUAAUUCCGAGACGACGGCACAGAAAACCCAUUCUCCAGUCACUGCUCAGACGACACAUGUCCCAACUACUGCAGGUAAGACCCCUGUGGGAACUACUGUACAAGGAACCAAAGCUACCACCGCAUUCAAAAGUAAAACAAGCACAACAGCCACCGUUAAGACCUCGACAUCCAAAUCCUCUCCUAGCACAACCACCUCUGCUAGCACCAUAGGUCGUACAACAGGGACUGAAAACACUACGAAGCCUGUUACAAGUCAAGGUAUAACAACCAAAAGCUCAAGCAAAGGAGUCUCUGUAACUACAGGUAAUACUUUUCUUUGA
Molecule: messenger RNA, 4390 nt
Organism: Porites lobata
Lineage: Eukaryota; Metazoa; Cnidaria; Anthozoa; Scleractinia; Poritidae
Source: the annotation of a GenBank genome assembly